AUGUCUACUGUUCUCUCCUCCAAAACCAUCCUGAAAGAGUUGAACCUGAACAACAGCCGUCUGCGGGACUCAGGAGUCAAAGAGAUCUGUGAGGGACUGAAGAAUCCUGUGUGUGAGCUGAAGAUACUCAAACUUUCAGACUGCAGUAUCACAGAAGAAGGUUAUAAAGCUCUGGCUUCAGCUCUGAGAUCAAACCCUUCACACCUGAUAGAGCUGGAUCUCACAGGAAAUGAUCCUGGACAAUCAGGAGUGAAGCAGCUCAGUGAUUUACUACAGGAUCAACACUAUACAUUGAAGACCAUCAGGUUUUUGAAAAGUCCUGCUGCACAGGAAGCGUGUGAGUAUCUUACUAAAGCUCUGGGUACAAGUCCAUUAUUACUGACAGAACUGGAUCUGAGUGGAGAACAAUUAGGGAGAUCUGGAUUGGGAGAAGCUCUCUGCUCUUUUGAGGGGGGGGGACUCUCAUAG
This is a messenger RNA of Cyprinus carpio (common carp), 468 nucleotides long. RefSeq names its product ribonuclease inhibitor-like. The coding region runs from base 1 to 468 and encodes 155 amino acids. Gene Ontology annotation, molecular function: protein binding. The record is from RefSeq and is a predicted model, not a curated record. The transcript is spliced from 4 exons. Lineage: Eukaryota; Metazoa; Chordata; Actinopteri; Cypriniformes; Cyprinidae.